Molecule: messenger RNA, 675 nt
Organism: Lytechinus variegatus (green sea urchin)
Lineage: Eukaryota; Metazoa; Echinodermata; Echinoidea; Temnopleuroida; Toxopneustidae
Exons: 2
Coding region: 222-644 (140 amino acids)
Source: RefSeq, a predicted model, not a curated record
UUUAAGGCAACGGAAAUUUAGUUUCCUUAUUCUAUAAAACAUCAAGGGAAAUGCGAUGGUUUUGGAACAAUCAGCAUUCUUACAUUCCGAACAAUCAUCAACAUCACAGGCCCAAAGCAGAUAGAAUGAAAAGAAUGUUAUUCAGAAGACAAUAGCAGUCGCCUGACCUGUUAUACUGAAUUCAUUAUCUAAGCGAUGAAUGUCCAUCUCCUCAUAGGUCAAUGUUAAGAUACAUGUUGAAAAUGGCUGGUGCAAGGGCGAAGGUUGAGAAGUUUGAGGUCGGAGUCAGUGGAAAAACAAAUGCUAUCUGGUCAAAUGGCGUUGACCAAAAUAGAAAGCUUGCUUGCAUCUUCGGCGAUAGUAUGAUAAGGGCCCUCAUGCAGAGAAAUCAUGUUCAAAAGUGGCCGUUCAUCAACGUCAUCAUUAGUUGCACCCCGGGAGCGACAUGUGCCCACUUGGAAAAAGAAAUUCAAAGCUUCAUCUAUCCCAAACGCCCCGAUGUCAUCAUCCUCCAAGUGGGUACCAAUAACAUCAAAAAAAGAGACUGGCAGAGAGCUCUGGCGGAAUCGAGAGACCAGUUUCGAAGGCUCGUUAAACGAAGCAAAGAUGUUUGUGAUGUAAGUACAUUUACGAUUUAUCUCUAGAGUUAUGGCCGUACGGGAUAUUUUGUUUCGA